AUGUCUGAAGGACGCGAAAGAUAUUCUUUGCGGCAGACGCCAAAAAAAACGGAACGUGCUGGUUUCGUCGAGACUCCACGAAUCCGUCGCCAGAGAAAGUCACAAUUCCCAGAAGACGCAGACGAUUCUUCCUCCGCGACAGAUAAUCCGCCAUCCAGAAUGAGAUCUUCGAGUCGAAAAGUCAAUAUGGUCGAGACGGCAACAACCAACAAUCAUGUCAGUAAUGGCGCAGCAAUCAAUGGCUUCACUUCCGCAUUGAAUGACUCUAGUACGAUCGAAUCUUUGAAGAGUGGAAGCGCAAAUGCCAAGAGCGAAACCAAGGAGAAGGCAGUUAAUGGGAAAUCUACAAAGGUUACAAACGAUCCAAAGAUUGAUGCUUCUGGCCAUUUCGAUUUUGGUGGUUCUUUCGGCGUUAGUGCUAUGAUGAUUGGCUUCCCUUGUCUCAUGUGGUAUAUGUGGAUUGGAGCAACAUACUAUGAUGGGAAAUUCCCCACGCCGGAACCAGGUCAAGAAUUCCUCGAUUUUGUGAAACAUCUGGGUGAUCUCGUCUACACAGGGGCAUACCCGAGUCUUCGUGCCUGGAAAAUCUACUGGGUUUUCUUCGUCUUUGAGGCUAUCUUGUACUGCCUUAUGCCAGGAGUUUGGGGUUAUGGCAAACCGCUUCCUCACGAGGGAGGUAAGCAAUUGCCAUACUAUUGCUCUGGAAUUUGGUCUUUUUAUUUCACCAUCAUCACCGGGGCUGUUUUGCACUACUUGGACAUCUUCAAAAUUUAUACUCUCUUAGAUGAGUUUGGACCAAUAAUGUCGGUAGCCAUUUGCUCGGGAUUUUUGGUCUCAAUUGUUGCUUAUUUGUCGGCUUUGGCACGUGGAGCUCAACACCGAAUGACAGGCUAUCCAAUUUAUGACUUCUUCAUGGGAGCCGAGUUGAAUCCAAGAAUGUUCGGCAUCUUGGAUUUCAAAAUGUUCUUCGAAGUUCGUCUACCUUGGUUCAUUCUCUUGGGGCUUUCCUGUGCCGCUGCAGCAAGGCAAUAUGAACAAUAUGGUUAUGUAUCAGGCGAAGUCGGAUUCUUGGUCAUGGCUCACUUUUUGUAUGCAAAUGCAUGCGCUAAAGGAGAAGAAUUGAUCAUAACAACCUGGGAUAUGUACUACGAGAAAUGGGGAUUCAUGUUGAUUUUCUGGAAUCUCGCGGGAGUUCCUCUCAGCUACUGCCACUGCACCAUUUAUUUGGCUAACCACCCGCCAUCUGAAUACUCGUGGAACAAGUACUUCCUUUUCUUCUUGUACACAACGUACCUAUUCGUAUACUGGGUCUGGGAUACCACCAACAGCCAAAAGAACAGAUUCAGAUCUCGUGAACGCGGAACCGUCACAGAUCGUAAAGCAUUCCCUCAAUUGCCAUGGAAGGAGGUUAUGAACCCACGUGUCAUCAAAACCAAAACUGGUGACUCAAUUUUGGCUGAUGGCUGGUACGGAAAGGCUCGCAAAAUCCAUUACACCUGCGAUUUCUUCUUCGCUUUCUGCUGGGGACUUAUUACUGGCUUCAAGAGCCCAUUUCCUUGGUUUUAUUGUGUCUUCUUUGCCGGUAUGAUCUCUCAUCGUGCAUAUAGAGAUAUUCAAAAGUGCCGAGAGAGAUAUGGAGAGGCUUGGGAGGAGUACGAAAGAUUGGUUCCAUAUCUGUUCAUUCCAGGUAUCUUUUAA
Botrytis sinoallii is the source of this 1698-nucleotide messenger RNA. RefSeq lists its product as uncharacterized. Gene Ontology annotation, cellular component: endoplasmic reticulum membrane. NCBI's taxonomy places the organism in Eukaryota, Fungi, Ascomycota, Leotiomycetes, Helotiales, Sclerotiniaceae. The record is from RefSeq and is a predicted model, not a curated record. The transcript has 4 exons. Gene Ontology annotation, biological process: ergosterol biosynthetic process. Bases 1 to 1698 code for a protein of 565 amino acids. Gene Ontology annotation, molecular function: Delta24(24-1) sterol reductase activity.